CUAUUUAAACUGUCAGAUUGAACAAAUCAGUUCACUUUUUGCGUUUUAACGUGUUGAAUUAGCAUAUUAGAUUAGCAAGCUGCGAAUAUGUUAAGGUCUCUAAAAUCGGCCGUUGGUAAAAUACAACGAUGUCAUUUCUCCGCUCAAGCUUUACCACAACCUGAAAGUCAACCAAAAGUUCUUUAUUCCGGUAUUUUUAUUAACAACGAAUGGCACAAAUCACGAUCAGGGGAAACUUUCGAAACUUUAAACCCAUCAACGGGAGAAGUUAUCACGGAAGUUCAAAGGGGUUCAAAAGCUGAUGUAGAUGCCGCGGUAAAAGCAGCAAGUGAUGCUUUUAAAUUGGGAUCUCCGUGGCGAAAAAUGGACGCCUCUGAGAGAGGUCGUUUACUCUAUAAAUUAGCUGAUUUACUUGAAAGGGAUGCUACAUACGUUGCUAGUUUGGAGACUUUAGAUAACGGAAAACCUUACACGCUUUCUUAUCCGAUCGAUAUAGCUUCAUCAAUUAAAGUGUUAAGAUACAUGGCAGGGUGGGCAGAUAAAAAUCACGGAAAAACAAUUCCGAUGGAUGGAAAAUUUAUGUGUUACACCCGCCACGAACCGGUUGGAGUUUGUGGGCAAAUAAUCCCGUGGAAUUUCCCGUUAUUAAUGUUUGCGUGGAAAAUUGGGCCAGCUUUAGCCAUGGGGAAUACAGUCGUUUUAAAACCAGCGGAACAAACACCAUUAACCGCUUUAUACAUGGCACAAUUAGCUAAAGAAGCUGGUUUUCCAGCGGGCGUUUUAAACAUCGUCCCUGGAUUUGGCGAUGCGGGAGAAGCUUUAUGCAAAAAUACGAGUGUUGAUAAAAUUGCUUUUACCGGUUCAACGGAAGUUGGGAAAAAAAUUCAACAAGCCUCUGGAAUUGGAAAUUUAAAACGAACAACUUUAGAGUUAGGCGGGAAAAGUCCUAAUAUUAUUUUAGCCGAUGUUGAUAUUCCUUUCGCGGUCGAAAUGGCUCAUCAAGGAUUGUUUUUCAAUCAAGGUCAAGUUUGUUGCGCUGGAUCUAGGACCUUUGUGGAAGCAAAAAUUUACGAUGAAUUCGUUGAAAGAUCCGUUGAAAGAGCGAAAAAUCGUAUUGUUGGAGAUCCCUUUGAUUCCCGAACAGAACAAGGCCCCCAAGUCGAUCAAGAUCAAAUGAAUAAAAUCCUUUCAUUAAUCAAAUCAGGGGUUAAAGACGGCGCUAAACUUUUAACAGGAGGCGAAAGAUUAGGAGAUAAAGGCUAUUUCGUCCAACCAACCGUUUUUUCAAACGUCCAAGAUGAUCAUUUAAUCGCAAAAGAAGAGAUUUUUGGCCCUGUUCAACAAUUAAUGAGAUUCGAAAAAUUGGAUGAGAUAAUCGAACGCGCCAACAACACCAAUUACGGUUUAGCAGCGGCCGUUUUUUCGAAAGAUAUCGAUAAAAUUAAUUAUAUUACGCAAGGGAUUCGCGCGGGAACCGUUUGGGUGAAUUGUUACAACAUUUUCGGCCCACAAACGCCAUUUGGUGGAUAUAAAGAUUCAGGAUUUGGCAGGGAAAAUGGCGAAUAUGGUUUGAGCCAAUACACGGAAGUUAAAAAUAUUGUCGUUGCUGUUCCACAAAAGAAUUCUUAAUAUAAUAAUAUAUCAUAAAUAUAAUCGCCAUUUUUCACCAAUCAAGUUAUUUUUUGUAUGUUUCUUUUUUCUUUGUAUUGAAUAAAUAUAAUCCUAAUUCGAUUAUAACAAUA
Molecule: messenger RNA, 1742 nt
Organism: Onthophagus taurus
Lineage: Eukaryota; Metazoa; Arthropoda; Insecta; Coleoptera; Scarabaeidae
Product: aldehyde dehydrogenase, mitochondrial
Molecular function (GO): oxidoreductase activity, acting on the aldehyde or oxo group of donors, NAD or NADP as acceptor
Source: RefSeq, a predicted model, not a curated record